UACUCUACAACUCAGUUGCUGAAAUGGUACAACAUGCUCAUAAAUUUCCAGCUCUCUGGAGAAAAUAAAAACAUCAGGUGGAGCUGUGAACUACUCACUCCCUCCUACAUGUUUCAGGGGCUAAUUCGAAGGGAAGAUACCAGAGUAACCUUUUUUUUUUUUUUUGCAGCUGCCCCUCGAGUCAAUCUACUGCAGAUAUCAGCUGCUUCAGUCGAUCUCCAUCUUUACCCAACAUGAAGCUCCCAAGCAGCUUUGAGGAGUUUACUCCAGAUUUCACUGAUGAUGAAGAUGAUGGAACCUACGUGUUCCGAUGCUCCAGUCCAGGCCUGUACCAGUGCAGAGAGAGCGGCCUGGUGUUUGACAUGAAGGGAGAAGGAGACGUGUCCUACAGGAUUGUUCCUUGGGAGAGAAGAUUACUGAGCCAACAUGGCAAGAAGCCUGCAGGACCUCUGUUUGACAUCAGUUGUCAGCAGCAGUCUGUGGCUCAGCUUCAUCUCCCUCACUGUGAGAUCCACCCCACAGAGGGAUGUAACUUCCUGUCAGUCGCUCAUAUACACGAUGAAGGAAUCGAGUUUAUCAGACCUGAGAAGAUUACAGAAACUCACCUCAUCAUCAGCAUCACAGGGUUUUCUGCUUUUGGUAACGUCAAAGAAGAAGAUUCUCCUUUAGGCCCGAUCCGAGCCUUGGUUCUGCUGUUCUACAAGCCUCCAGUUUAUCCCAAUGUCAGAUCUUACCUCAAUAUCUUGCUUCUUCCAAAGAAUAUUGUGACUCGGAAUGUGAAGCGGACCAGGAAGAAACUAUUUGGACUAGAGACAUUCAUUGAUGUACCCCCAAACUGUAAACUGUGGCCAGAUCGGCUCUACACUCUGUCCACCGAUCCUGGAAACGACUUGGUUUGGGUUCAGCCCACAGAGGCUGAGUUUGAUGCAGAAUCCAACAACUGUGAGACAUUAAUCCAGGUGACUUUAGAAGACAUUACUGGAGAUAUUGAGCUCAGUUUAAAAGAGAAGAGUGACUCCAGUUGUGUCUGGAAGAGACGUGUUCGCCUUUCACCUCAGGGAUUAAAAAGGGGUCUGACUUCUGCUGAGCAGCUGAAGAAUAUUCGGACCAAAAUCAUUGAGGGGAUAACAAACGCUAAUCUGCAGAAACUGCUGGACAGACUUUUCGAUGUAAACGUCCUCACUUAUGAUGACAAAGAAUUCAUUAGAACUGAGAGAGCCACAAGUGAAAAAAAUAGAGCUUUAGUUGACACAGUGAUGAAUAAAGGUGACCAAGCAAGUUCAGAGAUGAUCCACCUGCUCUGUGGCAUCGACCCAUGCCUCAGUAGAGAGUUGGGUCUCAUCUGUGAGAACCCAGAACCAAACUAGUAAGCAGGACACCCACUGGUCCAAUUCUAAAUCACUGAAGGAAAAAUCUCUUUGAUUACAUUGCAGGAGAAUCCUGUGUGAGAAUGAACAGAACAUUCUUAACAAAGAGUUUAUUGUUUUUGUGAAACCUUU
This is a messenger RNA of Cyprinodon variegatus (sheepshead minnow), 1499 nucleotides long. RefSeq names its product caspase recruitment domain-containing protein 8-like. The transcript has a single exon. Gene Ontology annotation, biological process: regulation of apoptotic process. Bases 234 to 1367 code for a protein of 377 amino acids. Lineage: Eukaryota; Metazoa; Chordata; Actinopteri; Cyprinodontiformes; Cyprinodontidae. The record is from RefSeq and is a predicted model, not a curated record.